AUGAGGUCUCAACGCCGGCUGAGACUCUAUGUGGUUGUCGUCGUGGUUUUUCUAGUAGCCUUCACUUACUUCACGACCGAUACUGGCGGCGGAAUACAGAGCCACCGCUUUUAUAAGAAAACAGUCACAGCCAUCGACAAUGCGCACACCGCAACCACCAAGAAGAACAAUGAAGCCAAGGAAGCCAAGGAUCGAUCGCAUAUACAACGACUCGAUCUUGAGAAUAAUAAUAACAACAAUAAUGGUGGCACGCGGAAAACGACCAACUCUCCGCCGAGUAGCUACAAUGAAAAUCAGGAGAAACCGAUUGGUGCAAGUCACGGCAAGAUUGAAGAUUCGGAGGAAAUCUCUGUCGCUGGAAGAACGAAAAUGUCCGUUCCAAAGUCAAAGGAGGAUCAAAGUCAAUUGUCUGAGAAAAAGCCCGAGGUCGUUGACAAACCAGCUGGGUCUAAAAGCGACAUCGCAACCGCACAUGAGCAUGAAAUUUCAAAGGAGGAAGAAGAGGAAGCGGAGGCAAGCGCUGAACUUGACUCGAUCUUGAAGCGGUCUCCAAUAAUCGUAUUCUCCAAAUCCUACUGCCCUUUCAGCAAAAAGGCCAAGUCAAUCUUGAGCCAAUACAACAUCGUGCCAGCCCCCUACAUUGUCGAACUCGACAAACACGUGCUCGGCCCUCAUCUCCAAAAGCUUCUGGGUAAAAUUACAGGUCGUCGUACUGUGCCCAACGUUCUGGUGAAUGGAGUCAGUAUCGGUGGAGGUGAUGAUGUCGAAGCUCUCGACCGAGACGACGAACUCAUCUCUAAAAUCAAGUCAAUUGCAGGCAAGAGUAUUAUGGAGAUUGAGCGCUUGCCAGUGGCGGAAGAGCAUGAGAACGAACAUGAAAUUUGA
Messenger RNA from Talaromyces amestolkiae, 885 nucleotides. RefSeq lists its product as uncharacterized. Gene Ontology annotation, biological process: cellular response to oxidative stress. The coding region runs from base 1 to 885 and encodes 294 amino acids. The transcript is spliced from 3 exons. The record is from RefSeq and is a predicted model, not a curated record. Gene Ontology annotation, cellular component: Golgi lumen; cytoplasm; fungal-type vacuole. Gene Ontology annotation, molecular function: glutathione disulfide oxidoreductase activity. Lineage: Eukaryota; Fungi; Ascomycota; Eurotiomycetes; Eurotiales; Trichocomaceae.